This is a messenger RNA of Nothoprocta perdicaria, 1762 nucleotides long. RefSeq names its product heparanase 2 (inactive) (gene HPSE2). Gene Ontology annotation, cellular component: extracellular matrix; membrane. Lineage: Eukaryota; Metazoa; Chordata; Aves; Tinamiformes; Tinamidae. The record is from RefSeq and is a predicted model, not a curated record. Gene Ontology annotation, molecular function: hydrolase activity, acting on glycosyl bonds. The transcript is spliced from 12 exons. The coding region runs from base 1 to 1749 and encodes 582 amino acids.
AUGCCCUGUCCCAGCUCCUGCCCCCCCGGGCUCUUAGCUCUGAUGGCACCUGGGCUGGCGCUCAUGGCCACCUUCUCGCUGUCCUCCCAGGCCGGGGACAGGAGAGCGCUGCCGGUGGAGAAACCUCCAGGUGUGAAGGGAAGAACUCUCAUUCUCCUUGAUGUCAACACCAAGAGCCCUGUCAGGAUAAUCAGUGAGAAUUUCCUCUCCCUGCAGCUGGACCCCUCCAUCAUUCAUGAUGGCUGGCUCGAUUUCUUAAGCUCCCGGCGCCUGGUGACCCUGGCGCGGGGCCUGGCUCCCGCCUUCCUGCGCUUCGCGGGCAAGAGGACCGACUUUCUGCAGUUCCACAACGUGAAGAAUCCGGCCAAGACCCGCGGCGGGCCCGGCCCCGACUACUACCUCAAGAACUACGAGGACGACAUUGUUCGCAGUGACAUUGCCCUGGAUAAGCAGAAAGGCUGUAAGAUCGCCCAGCAUCCUGACAUUAUGUUGGAGCUACAGAGGGAAAAGGCAGCUCAGAUGCACUUGGUUUUGUUAAAGGAGCAGUUUUCAAACACAUACAGCAACCUCACAUUAACAGCCAGGUCUCUAGACAAACUCUAUAACUUUGCUGACUGCUCUGGCCUUCACCUGAUCUUUGCACUGAAUGCUCUGCGCAGAAAUCCCAAUAACUCCUGGAACAGCUCCAACGCGCUCAGCCUGUUGAAGUACAGUGCCAGCAAGAAAUACAACAUCUCCUGGGAGCUGGGCAAYGAGCCCAAUAACUAUCGGACUCUAAUUGGCCGUUCGGUGAACGGCAGCCAGCUGGGGAAGGACUACAUCCAGCUGAGGAGCCUGCUGCAGCUUAUCCGCACUUAUUCCAGAGCAAACCUCUAUGGGCCAAACAUUGGGAGGCCCAGGAAAAAUGUCAUCGCUCUCCUGGAAGGGUUCAUGAAGGUGGCCGGCAGCGCCGUGGAUGCUGUUACCUGGCAACAUUACUACAUUGAUGGCCGAGUGGCCAAAGCGACGGACUUCCUGAAAACGCGCCUGUUGGACACGCUAUCUGACCAGAUCAGGAAAAUCCAGAAAGUGGUGAACACAUACACGCCRGGGAAGAAGAUCUGGUUGGAAGGCGUUGGAGCUACCUCAGCUGGAGGCAUGAACAACCUCUCCGAUUCCUACGCCGCUGGGUUCCUGUGGCUGAACACACUGGGGCUGCUGGCCAGCCAGGGCAUCGAYGUGGUGGUGCGGCACUCCUUCCUCGACCACGGGCACAACCACCUCGUGGAUCAGAACUUCAACCCGCUGCCGGACUACUGGCUGUCCCUGCUCUACAAGCGCCUCAUCGGCCCCAAGGUGCUGGCGAUCCACGUGGCCGGCCUGCAGCGGAAGCCGCGGCCGGGCAGGGUCAUCCGCGACAAGCUGCGCAUCUACGCCCACUGCACCAGCUCGCACAGCCACAACUACGUCCGCGGGUCCAUCACCCUCUACAUCAUCAACCUGCAUCGCUCCCGGAAGAAAAUCAAGCUGGCGGGGACGCUGCGGGAUAAGAUCGUCCACCAGUACCUGCUGCAGCCCUACGGCAAAGACGGGCUCCACUCCAAGUCGGUGCAGCUCAACGGGCAGCCGCUGGCCAUGGUGGACGACGGCACCCUGCCCGAGCUGAAGCCUCGGCCGCUGCGGGCCGGCCGCACGCUCGUCAUCCCCCCGCUCACCAUGAGCUUCUACGUGGUGAAGAACGUGAACGCGCUGGCCUGUCGCUACCGGUAGCCCGGCCGGCAGG